AUGAGCGAUAUAUCCACAGAGCCUGAUGAAAUUCUACAGGGAGACAGUUUUGAUGAUAUUACAUGGUCAUCUCUGCUUCUAUCAUCAAAACGAAAUCAAAUUUUAAAGACAUUAAGAGAAUCAUCGCAUUAUGAUCAAAAUACAUGUAAUGAAUUGUUAAAUGAUACGCUUAAAUUCAAAGAAGAAAAUCCAUUGGACUAUCGCACGUUAUGGAUAACAAAGAACAAUACAUCUCAAACAGCAUAUGAGUUUCCUCUUGCAGAAGUUGAUGGUCAUGAUAGGUUAAGUUUAUAUUGGUUUCAUCUCUGUGAAUCUGAUCGUGGGAACGUCAUUCGUGUUCGAUGUUUACGUAAUAAUGUAACUGGUCAUAUUCUUAAAUCAAAAGAUUUCAACAUUGAUCGUACCUUAUCUAAAAUGAAAUGUAAAACUCGUAAACAACAUUCUUAUGAAAACGACCACUAUUGUAUAUUAAGCAGCGAAGCACAAUUUAGUCGUUUUUCACGUUUGUAUCCAUAUAUCGUACAGUGUAUUAUUUUAAAAACUGAAAGUAAAAAUAAGCACGUUCGUAUACUUGUUGAGAAAGAAGACAAAGUUAUUUUAUCGUAUGAAAAAUGUGUUUUUGUACCCUAUGAUAGUACAGUAGGUCAUCACAAUCUUGUAUAUUUAUACAAUAAAAUUCAUGAAGAAGAAGAAGAAAGUAAUCUUAAAUACGAUAAUAUUAUAGCGGAAGCUAUCUUGCGCAAUUUUAUUGACGAACAACUUAAGUGAAUACUACCUGUUAAACUUCCAUUUAAUUUCAAUUUUAUUGUGUUUCUAAUCAAUACCUUCUUAAAACGAACUUGGGAAGGUACACUUGAAACAACACGAAAAUUCGUUCAAAGACCUGUUCCUCAUGAUGGUCACUGCCUUUUUUCAUCUCUUCGCAACGCACUGAGUAUUGCCGAUAAAAUUACCAUGAAAGAUUUACGUAAACAAGCUGCCGAUUAUAAUCGUCAAUCGGGUAAAAUUAAUGAACAAUGUUUAUUUUACGAAACCAAGAAAAAUCUUGAACAAUAUUGUGAUGAGAUUGAAAAUACCGAUGUAUGGGGUGGUGAACCAGAAAUUCUAGCUAUAGCUGAAUUAUAUGAGACAAGUGUUCGUGUUAUAAGGAUUGAUCCUCAACAAUCAUGUGUAUCUAUUUCUGAAUUUCCUUCAAAUCAAACAUCAUUUAAAAAAUGCUGUUAUAUUAUUCUUAAUAAUAAUCAUUAUGAAUCAUUACAUCUACGUAUUGGAAAUAAUUCAAAUGACGAACAUUCAAUUUUUGAUUCCAAUGAUGAGGAAAAUGAAGCACCGAUGGUUUAUUUAAUUAUAGAUUAUAAAGUGAUAUCAUCCAACAAUAAGACAGAUAGUAAUGAACAUUUAGUGCAACCUGUCAGAAAUUCUAUUGAUCAACUUAUUGCUGCAGCUAAUUUAAUCGACAUGAUUUCUACCAGUUUAUCAAAUAAACGAAAGUUUCAAGAACAUGACAAGCAUACAUCAAUGGAAGUAACUACAAAGAAAUUAGCAUCAUCCAUUGUGAAUACAAAUGAAGUCGGUGUUCCAACAUUAACAUAUUCUUGUUCAAUUCCGACAAAGAAGAACAAUAAUUCAUCGGGCAAUAUUAAAGAGCAUCCUCAGUCAGAUGUUUCUCAAAUAAAAUUUAAAAUUGAACUUGCAAAACGAUUUCGUGCACGUUAUUUAACUGAUUAUGAACCAAAGAAUGCAUAUAAACGUGAUGGUAAAACGAAAUCUCAACGAAGAUGUCCGACUUAUUUUGCUGAUCGACACGAUGAGAACGAUAAUAACAAAAGGCAUUCUCUCACAUUAUUGAUACCGAAAAUGCUUGUAUUCGGUAAAGAUCCAAUUGAUCUUCAUCGUGUCAAAGUAGAAAUUUGCAUUGUGACACGAACUAUCAAUAGAUGUAUUUAUAUUCAUCCAUAUUAUAAAUUUUACAAACCUGAAAAAGGUCGAGAAUACUCUGUGUCUAAUCCAAUAUUUAUACAUCUUGGAUAUGAUACAGAUUAUGAACAUCUGACCAAUAUCAAGGGAAAUCUGACAGAAAUCAAUGGAAUACUGAAUAUGAAGUAUAUUUUAAAAAUAUUUUAG
Rotaria sp. Silwood1 is the source of this 2124-nucleotide messenger RNA. NCBI's taxonomy places the organism in Eukaryota, Metazoa, Rotifera, Eurotatoria, Philodinida, Philodinidae. The record is from the annotation of a GenBank genome assembly.